AACCCUAUAUUGUCCUAAAUGUAUCAGAAAAAUAAAGAAUCAAUACUUCCCAGAAUAUGAAAAGCGAGCUUCCGUUGACAUGAUCAUCUGACUCAGUUAUUAUUUCUCUUAUGAUAGGCAACACUCCUUCUGCGAUACAAAUUUUCAUUAACAAGAUCUUUCCUGAAUGAACAAACUCUGUCCUCGUCAAUUCUUCCCAAUUUUCCAAUAUCAAGCCCGUAACUCCUCCUCUCGCUUCGCACAAUGCUGCUACGUGGUCUUCGCAUAUAUGACUCAACUUCCGUCGCAUUAUUAUUAACACUCAAAUCCCUGGGAAAGUUGGUGGCGGGGUCACCGCCGAUGGUUCCAUACCCAAUAUUCUCACUACCACGAGCAAACCCUAACAUGCUGUUAACGUAAACGUCUCUUGCUUUGCGAAGAACUUUUAUGGGUGCUCUUGCUAUUCGCAUGAACAUGAUGCUUAGCUUACCAUUGUUCCUCAUUCUUCUUAAUUUUAUUGGAAGUAUGGUGAUGAUUAAUUGUCUUCUUUUUGAUAUUAAGAUAAGAUGGAGAGGGUGGGUGGCGUAUUUAUUUAUUGACAAUGUAGAAUCCUACUUUGACUAUAUCAUUAUAAUUACUGGAUAAGCAACAAAUCCAUAACGUCUCUGUCACUCUCCACCGUGUCUCUUCUUCUCACUCCUUCCCUCACUCUCCAGUAUGAUUAUAAUUCUGUUUCUGCUUGUACUUAUACUAUUCCCACAUCAUCAAAGACAACAACAACAACCACCAGUACCCUUCAAAGAAACUCUCAAUUGGGUUUCCCGUUCUGGGCUUUGUGGUGAAUUGUCCGUUAACGAUGCGGGUAAACGGGUCCUCCUUUGUGGGUGGUUGCUCUUUAUAGAGUCCACGGUGGUCUCACUUUCCUCAAUCUUAGAGACCACACUGGUUACUACCCUUCCUGAUGAGUUUCCCGAUGCCCGCUCGAUUAUAAAUGAUUUGAGGUUGCAGUAUGUGGUAGCUGUUGAAGGUCGCUGCAGAAAAUGUUCAAAUACCGAAUGCAGUGAGAUCGAAGUUACUACAUCAGAUGAUGCAAAGAUUCUAUCAAAGAGGAGAUCCGUCUGAGAAUGCAGGCAUGGUUUUGGGGAAGAAUAUCUGUCCAGUUCCUUCUGCCUUCAUUAGAGGGAAAAUGAUACCUGAUGCACCCUGCAAAAUGGAGAUGCAAUAAAUAAAUGGAAAUGAACUGUUGGUAAUGACUCUGGAAAAAGUUAGCUCUGUCAUUAGAAAAAAAGCCUACCGAAAUCAAUUUAGCUCCAUUCCAAAUGCUUAUAGUUGAAGGAAAUGGAAGUACUAGGCGGCCAACUCCAUAGACAGCCACAGCAAAGAAAUGUAGGACUACGCUCAAUGGCCGAGGAUUUAGACCAGAGAGUAGAGCUAUUGGUCCCUUUGAACAUAAACCUCCAAGGCUCAGAUAGUCGAAACAUGCUCGUCACAUUUCACUUCUUGCUCGAUCAGUUGAUGCAGAAAAAACCUUGUAAAUGACACCUGCUAAUGUAUUUAUGGUGGAUGCCAUUGGCUGCAAUAGAAAAACAAAGGACUAUAUGCUUGAAGUUAUUGAUUCAAAUAGUAAAUAAAAUGAGCUUCCAUGUGAAUGCUGCUCACCUUUCGAAGAGUAUAAAAUGAUUCGAAAUAUUUGCAAAGGACAGAAGCAUCAUUUAGAUUGUCCAGAGGUCUAAGAAGGUUUCGUAAUAGAACUAUAUCAGAAAGUGCCAAUCAUUCCUCCAGUUAAAGGGUGUCGCGUGUUGAAUGCAUCACCCAACAGAAGCGCACCUGGAGUUGGAUGAGGAGAUGCUGGCAUGCUUCUGUUUGGCAUUGUUCUUAUGUUUCCUUUUCCAAUUGCAGAUAUGAAUGCAUCAUGUAGCUCAGAAGGGAUCUGAAACACGUUCAAGUUGCUUGUUGUAUUGGUGAUAAAAGAUUGCAGAUACCAUUCCAAGAAGAUAAUUCCAAUUACCUGCUUAGCCACAGUGCCUUUCAGAUAUUGAGCCAAUUCUCCAUUAGAAAUGGAGGGUACAUUUUGACCUGGUAUGUCAACUAAACAACGAACUUCAGUGCUGCUAAUAGGAUAAAACAGGAUAGGUGAUGGAUCAGCUGGAAUUACAUGUCCAUGACUUGCGUAGGGAAGGUCACAGUUCUCUAGCACCAAAGCCACAAAACAAGAGGGGAUCUCUGCCUGUUGAUAUAGAAUUGGUAAUUAUAGUCAUAACAUCCGUUAGGAAUAUUUUAUGACAAAGGUCUACUUAGCAUCUUUUAUUACCUUGAGUGGCGCAAGUUUGAAAAACAACCAUCACAAACAAUUGUAAGGGGAGCAUAUGCUGUCAUCUCCUGACCAUUUCUAGUUCUGUAGUUUACCCCUUUUACAGUUCCUUUUUUCUCUACAAGUGAUGUCACUGUUCCUUGCUGCAAAAUUAGACUGCAUGGAAGAUCAAGAAAAAGAAUGAGCAAUACUUUUCCCAAACCAAGAAAAAGAAGAGGUAUCUUAAAAGUUGGAAGUACUAGAAAAUUCUUGAUUUAAUUAUAUUUAGGUCGAAAUGUCAUGGAAGGAAGAUUACUUGGGAAGAGAUGCAGCUUUCUCCUUCAUUCUUUGUAUAAAACGACCAUUGUGAAAGCUUCUCCCGGACACAUUUGACUGAAAUCCAUCCAAGGGAUAAGAUAACUUGGUACUUCUUUCC
Ricinus communis (castor bean) is the source of this 2705-nucleotide messenger RNA. RefSeq names its product aspartate--tRNA ligase, chloroplastic/mitochondrial. Bases 697 to 1101 code for a protein of 134 amino acids. The record is from RefSeq and is a predicted model, not a curated record. NCBI's taxonomy places the organism in Eukaryota, Viridiplantae, Streptophyta, Magnoliopsida, Malpighiales, Euphorbiaceae. The transcript has 4 exons.